Acaulospora morrowiae is the source of this 138-nucleotide messenger RNA. NCBI's taxonomy places the organism in Eukaryota, Fungi, Glomeromycota, Glomeromycetes, Diversisporales, Acaulosporaceae. The record is from the annotation of a GenBank genome assembly.
CAGGAAUCACGUUGCAUGUGGACGUUUUAAAAGGAAAGAAUGACCAUCACAGAGCGGAAUCAGCAUUCAAAGCCCUUGCGAUAGCCUUGAAGCAGGCGAUCGAACGAACUGGAACAAAUGAUAUUCCGAGCACAAAGG